GCCACAACCACGUCGCCCAACGCCGGACCUCGAAUCAGCACGACACAUUGCUGAUAUCCCUUGACCGUGGUCGGAAAAGACUGAUCGAUCGGGAACUCCAAACCGACAAGAUGCCUAGUGAAUCUGGUCAUAGAUUAUACGUCAAGGGUCGCCACCUGAGCUACCAGCGGGGCCGCCACAACACCCACCCCAGGACCAGCCUGAUCAAGAUCGAGGGCGUCGACGACACUGCUGCUGCCAACUUCUACACCGGCAAGAGGGUCGCCUAUGUCUACCGGGGUCAGAAGGAGGUGCGCGGCACCAAGAUUCGGGUCAUUUGGGGCAAGGUGACGAGGCCACACGGCGACUCUGGUGUCGUUCGGGCGAAGUUCUCCACCCCCCUUCCUGCAAGGUCGUUUGGCGCCUCGGUUCGCAUCAUGCUCUACCCCUCCUCGAUUUAAGGGACUGGAUCAGGCCGGAGUUAGUUGGUGAUGGGUGGUUCAUGAUUUUGGUGCAUCAGGGAUAGGCAAGGCCUCUACAGAAAUGGCCAUGCUUCUAGCAUUCAAAAUCAAGGCAAUACCAAGAUGACGAUGCCAUUGAGGAUCCACAGCUUGGGGUACGGGAGAGUGCUUCACUGAUGAGGGACACAAGGCAGCUCAGAGGGAAGACUCUCGGCUUCUCUGUCACAAUAACAACGAUAAAGGCCGAACCUGGGCUACAACAUCUACAGGUCUGCAAGACCGUUGAGGCGGUCUGAGUGGCAGGGAUGGUGA
Messenger RNA from Thermothelomyces thermophilus ATCC 42464, 752 nucleotides. RefSeq lists its product as uncharacterized. The record is from RefSeq and is a predicted model, not a curated record. Gene Ontology annotation, biological process: cytoplasmic translation; ribosomal large subunit biogenesis. Bases 111 to 440 code for a protein of 109 amino acids. The transcript is spliced from 6 exons. Gene Ontology annotation, cellular component: ribosome; cytosolic large ribosomal subunit. NCBI's taxonomy places the organism in Eukaryota, Fungi, Ascomycota, Sordariomycetes, Sordariales, Chaetomiaceae. Gene Ontology annotation, molecular function: structural constituent of ribosome.